AUGUAUAAAUUAAUUUGGAAUAUACAAAAAAAAGAUAGUAAAUUCAUCAGAGAAGAAACAACAGCUCCACUUGGAUUGGCCAUAAUCCCACUUACAUUUACUUCUAAUAUAAUAAACAAUCAUCACAUUAGUAAUUAUGAAUCCAUCACAAUCCUAACUGAAGUACUUGUAGAGAAAUAUGACCAUAAAACGCCCAAUUAUAUCCUGCUUGGUAAUAAUUGGUUCUAUGGCAGAAGCAGAAUUAAUGAUAAAAUCCAACAUUAUUUACCAGAAAUAGUAACAGAUGCAAAAAAUGCUUUUGUAAGAACUACAUUGCGUAUUAAAAAUCUCAGUGGGAAGAAAGGGGGUAGGGUAAUAGUAUCUGUUAAUAAUAUUAAUAAAAGAAAUAUCCAUAAUUUUUACAAAUCGCUUCCUGGGAAAUCGAAAGAUUCACUAUACCACAGAUCAAAUAUAUCUGCAACUUUUGAUUCGGAUACUUCCAAUUCAGAUACUUUGGACUGCGAUUCUGGUAAUUCUUCCACAUCUAGUUCGGAAAUAUAA
This is a messenger RNA of Entrophospora sp. SA101, 540 nucleotides long. Lineage: Eukaryota; Fungi; Glomeromycota; Glomeromycetes; Entrophosporales; Entrophosporaceae. The record is from the annotation of a GenBank genome assembly.